This is a messenger RNA of Rhipicephalus microplus (southern cattle tick), 1772 nucleotides long. RefSeq names its product negative elongation factor B. The record is from RefSeq and is a predicted model, not a curated record. NCBI's taxonomy places the organism in Eukaryota, Metazoa, Arthropoda, Arachnida, Ixodida, Ixodidae. Gene Ontology annotation, biological process: negative regulation of transcription elongation by RNA polymerase II. Gene Ontology annotation, cellular component: NELF complex; nucleus.
AUGAACAGACGCGAACAGGCCUGCCUUCCCGGGCGGGAGGCCCUCCGCGUGGCUCUGACCAACUGCGUGAACCCACUGCAAGCCAUUCAAGAAUUUCAAGAGGAGAACGGCGUACUCCUGCCUUCCUUGCGUCCCGCGCUGUCGCUGCUCGACUUGCACGGUGUCCGGCGACUGGACUUCCACACGUCCCUGCGGGAGGAGCUCAAGGGACGCCUCAUGCAACAGAUCGAGACCCUGGCCAGCGACAAGGGGCGCGAGCAACAGAAAAAACUCGAGGAGAUGCUGGAGAGGAGUUUUCACUUUAUCAAGGUCCCGACUCUUCGUCCAGUAGUAAUGUGCCUACUGAGAAACACGAAGUGCAUUGACCAAAAGUACAUGAAGCUGCUGGUCAGUGACAAGUCGCUCUACCGAGAAUGCGACAUUGAGGUGAGACGUCAAAUCUGGCUCGACAACAAGGAGCUCUUCGCCGAAGAAGUGCUCCCCUUGCUCUCGGAGUACGUGAGCGAGAGAGAAGAAGCCCUGUGGGGGCUGACGGUGACGGCCGAGUCGCCCUUCGCCUUCUUCAAGCCGACGCCCAAGCAGCGGCGCCAGAGGGGCAUGUUGCAGCGCCUCUUGGCCAUGGUGAACCGUAACCUGGUGCUGUACGACAUGCUGGUGGAUAUCCUUCGUGCCGCGUUCCGACGAACGCGCAACGUCCACUACUGCACUCUGCGCGUCGAGCUGCUCAUGGCGUUGCACGAUUUGGAGGCACAAGAAAUCACAGCCGUAGACCGCACCCACAAGUUCACGUGGUGCUUAGAUGCUUGCAUCCGGGAGAAGAACAUGGACGAGAAACGGUGCCGUGAGCUGCAAUCCAUCCUUGAAGUCAAGCGCGGUCAAGAGGAACUGCUUUGCGAUCUUGCCUUGGCACUCUGUGACCCGUAUGCCAUCAACUUUCUCGGCCACUCGGCGGUAAAGGCCAUGAUUCACCUCGUUAACCUUGAAGCUAUGCCGAGGGGCAACCAUGUCUUGGUGCUGUUGCUGCGUAUGCUGGCUUUGGGAAAUGAGGCAUGGAAAAUGCUGAACACCGAAGUCUACGCCGAGCCAGCGCUGGACGUGCAGCUGUUCACCAGGUUUAUUCCAGCGCUGAUGUGCCUCAUGAUUGAUGACCAGAUGCGACUUCUGAGUUCCCAGCUGAAAGAGAAUGAUGAGGGUUCACCCAGCGCAACUGCCGAUCCCUCGGAACCCAUUCCUGACGCAUUCCAAGAGUACGUUAAGGGGAACGCCCUUGCCAGUACGCUGGCAUUAUUCUACGUUUUACAUCUCGCACGACAGCGUGACCAUACAGGCCUGGUGCGGGUGCUGGGCACUCUGGCAGAGACGGAAGGCCGCCGCGCCUACAAGGACCCGUUCCUGCACAGCCUGGUUGGCCACUUCGCAAACAUGGCUCACCAUUUUGCAAGAGAAGACUUCUGCAUGGUCGUAUUCGACGACUUCUUCCUCCGCGGACUGAGGAGCAGUGCUCUGAAAACCCCAGCAAGACAUUUGAUGCGCCUAUUAUGGCAAGUGCAUGGUAGCCUGCCCCCGGCAAGGUUGAACAACCUAAUGAACAAACUCCAACCCUUUGCUGAGGUUAUUGAAGAACUAAAAGCACCCUUCCAGGCCUUGGAAAAUAAAAUAGACCACGGGAACCUGCAAGCAGCAGCCCCUAGUUCAGCAGACAUCCCACUGCCACGUUCGCCAGCGAUGGUACCAAUGUGAUUACAGUCUCCACCUUUGAAAUCGGCUAAUCU